UGGAAGUUGUGUGUUCUGUGUUGUGUGUAUUUCUAAUUUCUAUAAGUGUAUAUCUGCCCCUCAUGUACGUUGUAGUUUACUUUUUGGCGCCAUAAAUAUAUGAAAAAGAUAAUUAUAAAUGUCCGAAAUGGAGUCUAAUGUGAAGAAAUACAUCAUUAGUGUUCUCACCUCGUCACCACUUACUAUGACGAUAAAUCAGCUGAGUAAGGACUACAGAAAUAUGCUCGGGGAGGAAAUACCAUACCACAAAUUAGGAUACAAUUCCAUGGAACAUUUCUUGAAAUCUAUCUCUGAUACAGUACAGGUUAAAGGCAGUGGGCCCAUGGCAACAGUACUCCCUGUCAUUUCUGAAAAGUCCAAGCAUAUAAAUGAACUUGUUACAAAUCAAAAGAUAACUAGGAAAAAGACUUCACACAGGCAAUCCUUCCCCAUUCAACAGAGGAAACAUCUCCAAUAUCAAAAACCAGUAAUCACAAAUCCUUACAAACAACCUGGUACACAACCUCAACGCCACAAGAUUUUUUAUCCACCAAGCGAGAGCAGUUCCUCAUAUCAAAGCUAUCCUGAGAAACCAGUCCAAAAACCAGUUGAUGAACCAGUCGAGAGACCCAAUCAGCAACCAGUUCUGAAUACAAGUACACCUGAAAAUCGUGAACGAAAUCCCUCUAAGUUGAAUUUAGCGACAAAUAAAUUGCCCGAGAAGAGCCCAGAUAUUUACAAGAGGAUUGUUGAUAGUCAUAUGCCAAAAUCUAGCUCAAGUGUUGAAGAAAAGAGUGAUUCGCAAAAUUCCCCUGGCUGUGGCAGAACUAAAAAACUUGUAUUCGAUAGAAUACCGGCUGAGGUAGGCGAUAUUCAAAGCAAUGUCCCUCUACCAAUAAGAGAAAAUCUAAAGUUUUUGAUAGGACAACAUGAAAAUGGGAUAUGGUGUGCAGAUCUUCCCAAACUCUAUAGGUCAAUGUUUUGCAAGGAUAUAAACUAUGAAGAUUUUGGUUAUGCAAGCUUGAGCCAACUUUGCAUAUCGUUACCCUCAAUAUUCCACUAUUGUCGUCCUUCUGAUUCUGAUUUCAGAUUGUAUGAUAGAAACAAAACCCUUGCCACCAAGUGCAGAGACAAAAUUCACUGUUGCCAGUUAUACUGUUGGAAGUAAAAAUCUAAAUGAAGGUGAAAUCUGUGCUUUGCCAAAUAUUGAGGUAAGGAGCAUAAUAUAAU
Messenger RNA from Acanthoscelides obtectus, 1209 nucleotides. Lineage: Eukaryota; Metazoa; Arthropoda; Insecta; Coleoptera; Chrysomelidae. The record is from the annotation of a GenBank genome assembly.